Molecule: messenger RNA, 4030 nt
Organism: Exophiala oligosperma
Lineage: Eukaryota; Fungi; Ascomycota; Eurotiomycetes; Chaetothyriales; Herpotrichiellaceae
Exons: 1
Coding region: 175-984 (269 amino acids)
Biological process (GO): regulation of DNA-templated transcription
Molecular function (GO): zinc ion binding; DNA-binding transcription factor activity, RNA polymerase II-specific
Source: RefSeq, a predicted model, not a curated record
CAGGGACAACUCCUGUUCACGUGAUACCAAUAUUCUUUCCUGUCCCGAUCCAGUCUCCAAGCACGGCACAGCACAUUUCCUGAUAUCAGCCUCGAUAGCACCUACCACGGUGCGAUGUAGGGAAGCCACCAUGAGUUGAGAUGGCAGAGCGGUCUUUUACAGUACUAGCAUACCAUGAAGCCGACGGAUAACAACAGCGGCAAAAGUCGAGCUUGCGAUGGUUGCCGAUUGCGCAAGGUUAAAUGCCAUGGAAUUCCGACAUGCACUCAGUGUACUCAUCUUAACCUUCGAUGCACUUUUACGAACUCGGUGGCAAGACGGACACCUACCAUACGCGGUACACUCAUAGCCCAACUGCGGAGCAACAGAAGCAAAGACAUUGCAGUCAAGACGCCUCUAACGCAACCAGCGACCCGUACAGUGGCCUUCUUUUUCAACUUACUUCCGCAAUUUUCGGAGUUUGUCUACCCCUUGAAUCCCAUAAUCUCGCCACAAGAGAUGCGGCAGGCUAUCCAGACAAUGGACAGCGAUAAGGAAGAUGAAGCACUCGUGUACGCUUUCGCUGCCAUGACUAUCAAUCGUACACGAUCUUCUUGGACGCUGCACGGGGAAGUUGCGAUACUGAUCACAGAUCUGAUCCGUUGCAGCAUGAGAGCAUAUCGAGCAGUGGAUUUCGAAGCAGCCAACCUCCAAACGGAUACAUUGGGUCCACUAGCUGUCACCAUCAAGCGCAUUCUGACAUGUAUAUUUUUGAGUGUCUGCCUGGCCACCCUCGGACAGUUAGACCGCAGUUUUGCCAUCCUUCGCGAAGGCAUCACAAUGUUACAAACAGUGGAUUUUCAGCGCCAUAUAUCGCACGAUCCAAGUGAAGUUGCGAAAUGGCAGAGGCUUUACUGGGAAGUUUACAUACGAAAGACACUUGGCAAUGUUCCCUCCAUUCUGCGGCAUUCUCCCUACUCUUCGAUGCGGUCUCCCUGUGGCUGAUGAGACUAUUCCGGCACAUAUCGACCUUGGUUUUCGCCGACUGAUCAAUCUUUUCUUGGUCCUUGACGAUAAAUUUUUAGCAUAUUGGCGAAUACAAGAGAGCCCGGAGUAUCCCGCACCAGAGCUGACGGCUGACUGGGUUGCCCAGAAGCAGACGGAGCUGGACGAAGAUGCUUCCGAGACGGGCCUCGAAGAGCAAACACUGAAGGCGACUGGAGCUGACGGUCUGACGGAGCUUCAACGCAUUGAUCUAUCUAUCACGAGGCUGUGGCUUCGAACAUUGAUCUGGCAACUCGCUCUCUCUCGUCGCCUUCUCCGCUCCUUCCCCCUUCAGAAUCUCCACGAAAGUCUCUCUCUACAUUUUCCGGUUAACCGACUUUUCCAAGAAUUGCGAUCCUUGUUCGCGCGCUUGGAAAGCGUGACAAGUGUGGGCUUUCACGGGAUAGGUAUGCUCCAGAAGCUGUUCGAGAUUACGAGUACCAUCGCCGAUGUCUUAGCUCUGCCUCACAGACCCGACGAUGACCAGAUUGAAGAUCUCUCACGCGUGGAAGACCUCUUGUUCAUCGUCAGAUUCCUAUUCGCAUUUGAGGGAACUCCAAAGGAGCAGCGACAUUACCUUCGUGAGAAGCUCGAGUCUGUACAGACCAUGUACACGAGCACGGAGUUAGUCACCUUGUCAUUCAGUACCCCAGUAACAAGCUCUACAGCUUAUUAGUGAUUAGUGCAAUGGAAUGUACGGGGUUCAACUGCGCUAAAGGCAUGUAGUCAAUGGUGCUAUAUUAUGUUGCAAUCCUGCUACUGUCUUUGAAGUAUCAGUCUUCUCGCGAGUAUGGCUUUCUGAAUAACAUGGCACACGGAUCACUCUACAUGAUCGAAAAGGCGAUUUGCGUGGUACACAAACAGAUCGAUUGAACAACGAACACUUGGGGCGCCUUUCCUCGGGCACGACGUAAUAUGCAUCCUCCAUUCCCGCCAUUGCGUGAUGUCCUAGUGAGCAGCUCGGUCACUCACUCGACUUUUUCUCAUGCCGUACUGUCUCACCCCCAACAACAGAAGUCUCGGAGACAUGUGUAUCUAUGUGAUUCACGGCAGUUUUUGAAAAGUCGCGCGCUUUGACACCUUCCUCAAAGAGAAUGUCCAACUCGGCAAAGGUGCGACCUUUGGGCUCGGGCAGGCGGAAGUACGUCCAGAUAGCGCAGAUGAAGCACGAGCCUGCCCAGAGGAAGGCUGUUUUCGCGCCCCAGUUCCAGGCCGUAGGGUUUAGCAUCUUCGGGGUGAGAACGCUGGUGAUGAGACAAACGCAGUUGUACAUGUUACGGGCAAACGCGAUGGUUUUGGUUCGCAGACGAGUAGACGACAACUCGGACACAAGUGAGUAACAGACAGGACCGACAAUGCAAUCAUACACAAAGGUAGAGAUCAAAAGUAGGCUGCCGAUCGCCCAUGAGGCCGAGGUGUUGUCGCGGCCGGCCAAAGCGGUUCCUCCAAUGGCAAAGAGAACCAUGCCAUUGGUGAGCAGGCCGGAAAGAUAGAGUGUUCGACGGCCGUAACGGCUUAUCAGGGACCAGGCAACAAGUGUUCCAAGAAGACCCAUGCCAUACUGCCCAAUUGUCAUAUCGAAUGCGUUGUCCGUAGCCAUACCGGCCUGUUCGUAGAAGUAGGUUGAGUAACUCUGGAGGGUCGAACCCGUACCACCCUGUAUCAUCAUCGUCACGCAGACAAUCUCCGUGCGGCGAAGGUUUGCCUUUUUGAACAGAUCUAGAAAGGAGACUCCGGCCUCGAUCCUUUUCUCCAUCUCGUUGGUAUGGAUCAUCAUUGAGAUACUCUCAUCCGCAUCGAAGGCAACCUCUCUGCUAGGCGUUGUCAGGCGCUCAAGCGACUUCCGGGCCUGCUGAAUACGGUUGCCGCGCACGAGCCACCAGGGAGACUCAGGCGCGAGAGAGAUGCCGAUUAUCAGUGGGACGGGCCAGAUCCACUGCAAUGCGAAUGGUAUCCUGUAGCCCCAUUCAUCGUUGUGAGAAAGCAUAGCUCGCAUAAUGCCUGAGGCGAACAACUGGCCAAAAACCCAGCAGGCAUUGAUGUAGGUUGUGAGAUAGGCACGGAGAUGAACAGGGCAAACUUCGGCAGCGUAGGUGGUGGUGGUGGUCUGGAACAGACCCCAUGGGAUGCCGAUCAAGAUCUCUCCUACGAGGAGCUGGACGAGGAUCUCCGAGAAGAAGAUGAUGAAUAUGAAGCAGAUGCAUGCGACCAAGGCACCGAUCAGGGACUUGCGGUACCCGUAUCGAUCAGCGACAAUGCCAGUCAGGAAGAGCCUUAAGAUCUGGCCAGCUUGGCUUCCUCCAGACAAGCCCGACUGCCAUUGGGCGCUCAGGCCAUAGGUGCCAUCAGCCUGAAGACUGCCAAACUUGCGUGCAAAAGGUGUGUAGGCAUAGAGGUUGUUCAGCAUAACCAUGUCGAAGCCUUCCAUGAUGACACAAGUGGACAAGAAGAUGGACCAGAAGCAUGCCUUCUUGUAGAGCUUGAGGGAUUUGAAAAAGCCCAUAUGAUGCUCGUUGUCCACGGCUGCCGCCGCUUCCUGGGCAAUGGCCGCUCUGUUGGUAAGGCUGUCCUCGGAGUGAGGCAUCUCGGCUAGUGCUUGAGUUCCUGGUGAAGACAUAAGCAAGGAGAGGAUGAUGGUGGUUCGAUGCUUUGUUUGCGUUCGGUCUGUUUAUUACUCCAGGGAGAAGACAAUAGACUGGAUGAAGUGCUGUCGAAAUGGAGAAGGGUGCACCCGUCUUUAUAGCUUUGGGCUGCUGUAGUCGUCCGAGAGCAUGAGACUCCCGGUACAACAUUUUCUCAUAAUAGGCGCGCCCUUAUCAAGCCGAUACUAGCUAUCGUGUGGAAUAGAACGAAGGGAUUUUGAAGCGGGGGAUACAUGAACUGUACCGCGUGCCGCGUUACUGAAGGACAAUGACACGGGUGUCAGGGAGUCGAGACUUUCUCGAAGACACAUCCAUAUGAGCUGGGGGUAGGGAUAACGAGAUUCGAUGCCUGGAGAUAGUUAGCC